Messenger RNA from Drosophila persimilis, 996 nucleotides. RefSeq lists its product as uncharacterized. Bases 10 to 948 code for a protein of 312 amino acids. Gene Ontology annotation, cellular component: axoneme. The record is from RefSeq and is a predicted model, not a curated record. Gene Ontology annotation, biological process: regulation of cytoskeleton organization. The transcript has 2 exons. Gene Ontology annotation, molecular function: microtubule binding. NCBI's taxonomy places the organism in Eukaryota, Metazoa, Arthropoda, Insecta, Diptera, Drosophilidae.
UCCAACAAAAUGUCACACAUUCGGCAUCUUGAUUUCGACGAAGAUAGAAAUCUUAAUCAGUGGCUCGAGGAGCAAUGCAUCUAUCUGAAUAGCAAGAAGAGACGCGAACUCUCAGAUGUUCUUCCGGUUGCUAUAAUUGUGAAGAAGUUCUACGCUCGAUUGGUGGACCUGAAUCCGUACACUCCCUUACGGAACAGUGUGGCUCUCAAGUUGAAGAAUUGGGAGAUUUUCAAUGCAAGAGUUCUUAAGAAACUGAACAUAAAGCUGUCCGAAUCAGACAUAAUGGCGCUCGCCCAAGGCAGCAGAGGGGCAAUAGAGUCGCUAUUCUACGACCUUUUCGUGGCGGACAGAAGCAUCAAGACACCCAGAGAGUCAAGGACACCCGACGAGCCGGUUAAGAUACUGAGAAAGACGCCUAAGGGACACAGCAUGUCGUUGAAGCAACGCAAAGAAGCGUUGCAGAAACGCAUAGAAUCGUUGGAGAGACGCAACGAAUUGUUGCAGAAAUCCAGCGAGCCGUUGAAUUCGAAGUCACUGACAUUCGUCGAGACCCCAGGGGCUGCCUCAGUCCAGGACUUAUCGUUGAAGUCGAGGUCACUAACCUUCAACAGCAUCUCAAGGCCAGCCCCAGUGCUGGCAUUGUCGGAGAUGUUAAUCGUCGAUGCGGGGCAAACGAUCAACGGCACGGUGCUGGAGAUGCCGUACCACGUAGUACCUUACGAUAUUUACGAGAAGGACAUGCGUACAAGCGUUUCAAAGGACGCCUACAUUAGCAGACUAGAAGAGAAAACUAAAUAUAUGAAAGACGUUAUAAAUUUAAAAGACAGCCGCAUCGACGACCUGAUGAGCCAAUUGUGUAAGCUAUCGGUGAAAUUGUUACAGAUGAAUUCAAGUUUUAAGAAAAAUUUGGAUAAGGCCAAAAAGAUGCAAGAUUUUGCGAAUUCCUGAAAACGUCAACAUAUAGUUUUCAAUGUUCAUUUUAGUUUUUAAAACAUA